This is a messenger RNA of Tachysurus fulvidraco (yellow catfish), 2854 nucleotides long. It is a transcript of the gene kbtbd3, whose product is annotated as kelch repeat and BTB (POZ) domain containing 3. NCBI's taxonomy places the organism in Eukaryota, Metazoa, Chordata, Actinopteri, Siluriformes, Bagridae. Gene Ontology annotation, molecular function: protein binding. The coding region runs from base 739 to 2562 and encodes 607 amino acids. The record is from RefSeq and is a predicted model, not a curated record. The transcript has 4 exons.
GCCGUUGGUUAGAGUUUUCUUUCAGCCGAAAUUGAAAUUUGCGUAUAUGCUCUAAAUUUCCAUCAUGGCUGAGACUUUGGAUGGCGGCAUAUAGAAAGCUGGUGAAACUUCCUUUAUGUCCUACCCCACUUUUACUUUUCAGUCACGGGAAAUGUGUUGUCCACAAAACUUGUAGAAAAAUGCUACUGUGCUUUUUUUUUAAAGUUUAAUGCUUUCUGGUUGGCCUACUUUUUUGUUAUCGUAUCGUACACGUUAUCGUUAUAUGUACACGUAAAUGUUAUAUAAUUAGACGCAUCUCAUUGGAAAUAAAAACUCCCUCCUGCUCAGCGGAAUUUGCGCCCCGUGAGUCUGACGUCAUGUCUUAACUCGGCAGUCCGCAUGCGCGGUAACGCGGCUGUCUGUGGUGCUGAAACGGUAAUGGCUAGCUGUUAUUUUUCUUCAUGUACAUUCAUGCAUUUGUUUGGGUAAAAAAUUACAGCUCUGUGUUUCCUUGAAAUUACUAUUAUGCAUUUUCCGUUCCACGCUUUCACAUAGUUACCGAGCAGCUGUUUAUUGUUAAUGUUAAUCACGACAUGCACUUUUUAUUUACCUGGGAAUGCUGGUGAAUUCAGCAAACGUUGUUCCUAUGGAUGCUUAUAGCCUACAAUUUAGCAUAAUGUAAAAUGCAUGUCUAAAUAAUCACACAUUCACUUCCAGUGAUAUCCCUAACAAGAGGAAGAAAGUGAUUCAGUAGCCUACAUGGAUGAAGAGUUUGUGUCAGGUGUGGCCCGCCCUGUGAGUAACAGCAUCUCAGAACAGCGUUCAAUGCUGCUGGUUUCUGAAGGUCAUGGUGACCAGAUCCUCAAAGUUUUAUGCACAUUCCGUGACAAAGGAAUGCUUUUCGAUUUCCACAUUCAAGUUCAGGGUGAGAUCUUGCCAUGUCAUCGCUGUGUCCUUGCUGCUUGCAGCGACUUCUUCAAGGCCAUGUUUGAGGUAAACAUGAUAGAAUGCGAUGGUGGCUUGGUCACACUGAGUAAUCUCUCCCCAGAGGCUGUACGCAGCUUUCUGGACUUUGCAUACUUGGGCCAGAUGGAAAUCAUUGAAGAAAACGUGGACAUGCUUUUCCAUCUGUCAUCUUUUUUACAGGUGAGUGCGCUCUCGCAGGCCUGUAGUGAAUUUUUGAUCCAGACGCUUGACCUCUUUAACUGCCUUCACUUGUUGGCCAUCGCUGAGGGAUACGGCUCAUCCCGCCUACUGCACUAUGCUAGUGAGUUUGUGAUGGCAAACUUCCAUGCACUUUCCUCCAGUCCAGACUUCCUGGAGAUGCCUGCAGGAAUCUUGCGGCACUGCCUAGCCUCAGAUACACUCAGUGUGCCAGACGAAGAAAGUGCACUGCGAUCAUUGAUCCUGUGGACUCAGCAUGACCAGCAAAAUCGACGUAGUUUAUUUCCUGAGCUUCUCACUCACAUCAGACUGCACCACCUUCCCCCUGCUAAAUUAGAGGAAAUAGGCCAGUCUGAAGUACUGAUACUGGACAAUGAUGACUGUUCCAGAGCAGUGAUGAAAGCAUUGGCAGAAGUGACAGACUUUAAUGGACUUUUUACAGAUGCCCGUCCAUCCACAAUAUCCAGCUACAUCUAUGUGCACAAAACAGAGGAAAAUGGUGAGAAACGCCACACAUUCUGCUACAAUGUGUCAGCCAGACAGUGGCACCAGCUGCCGAACUCUGGGCUUGCAGACCUCCCUGGCUCAUCCAUUACCAGUAUUGGAGAGAAGUUGUUUGUCAUUGGAGGAUGCCAUGGGAAAUGUUGCAGGACGGUGAGACUUCAUAUUGCUGAGCCUGAGCAUGAGGCUGUGAGGGAAGCAUGGUGCUACUCUCCUGUCACUGGAAAAUUUGUAGAAAUCCAGCCCAUGCAAUGCCCACGAACCAUGCAUGUCUCUGUCGCAGCCCUGCACCAUAUUUAUGUCAUUGGUGGUAAAAGUCUGGGAAUGCAUGGCCUCCUUGAUGUGGAGUGCUAUGACCCCCUAGGGAACACAUGGAAGUCUGUGAGUCCAUUACCACACCGGAUCUACUUCCCAGAGACCGCAGUGUGUGGCACCAUUAUCUACACUCUGGGCUCAGAGCUGGAGACUUCUGAUGCUUUCAACCCAACACUGGACUGUUUUUUCCGCUAUGAUGCUGAAGCUAAUGAAUGGUGCCAGCUGCUACCAGAGUUUGGCCAGUUCUUUCAUGCCACCCUUGUUAAAGCUGUGUCUAUUAAGACAACACUCUACCUGUGUGAUCUGUCCACAUAUAAGGUGUACAGUUUUUGUCCAGACACCUGUGUCUGGAAGAUCGAGGCCUCUUUUGAGUGUGCAGGUUUUAAUGCAGGUGCCAUUGGUGUGCAGGAAAAAAUCUACAUCCUAGGAGGGGAUUAUUCUCCUGACGAGAUCACAGAUGAAGUGCAGGUUUAUGACAUUGGGCAGAGUGAGUGGCAGGAGGUCGAGCCAAUGCCACAUGCAUUAACUGAGUUUCACUGCCAAGUGAUCAGUUUUAACCACUACCAGGAUCCAUGGAGAGUUGAACCUGCUGAGAUACAAUAAAGACACAAGCACACAAUAAUUGAUACUUUUGUUAACUCACAUUCUUACAGGAAACAAAUGACAAUAUACAUUCAUAUAUAUACAUAUUUCCACAGAGACUAAUAUGUGCUGUCCUCCACAUAAUAAGAUUAUAAUAAUAAUGUAACAAUGCUGUAGUCUUUAGUAGAAGUGAUAACUAGCUAGUAAAAUCCUUACACAUGCUUGCUUUAUGACUCCAGUUUCAGCACAUCAUUUUUUGCGUGUCGAGUUGAAAAUAAUUCUUUAAAUAUAUGAUAUUUAAGCUCAUGUUUCU